AGUCGUUCGUCCAGUAAGCGACCGGACGACGAGAGCGCUUUCAAGAAGGAUAUUGUUAUUUAAAGUAGAGGGGAGCGGGGUAGGGGAUACACAUAUCACUGGUCGCCAUCUUGGAGGGGAUACACAUAUCACUAGUGAUAUGUGUGCGGGGAUACACAUAUCACGGGGAUACACAUAUCACUGUGACACCGGCACUGGUUAUGCGUGACAAGGAAUUUUGGGGAUGUGACCUGCAGGUCGAGAAUGUGAGCUAAUGUGAGCUGGAUAAUCUGCUUUAAAAAACUUGUCAAGUUAGCACUUGUGUCAAGUUUCAUGCAACCUAAGAAAUGCCGUAAAAAUCCUGUAACCAUACCCAGGUUUGUGUUUGAUUUUGAAAAGGUUUUCUUACCCGGGCUAAUUUUAAUUUUCGAUAGCUCAGAUUGCACUUAAGAGGAAUAGCGCCGCUCAGAGGACUGGGUCUAGAUGACCCCUAGCAAUGUCGGGAAGUCUGGUUCCCAGAUUCCCAGUAUAAACUUUGAUCAAAAUGGCGGCUCUUAGUUCAUCCAGAAGAUGGAACAAAUUUCGAGAGGUUUUAUGGUUUUCAUGCAAGUGGAAAACGAGAGAAAUUCAGCCUGUAUGUAGAAGAUUCAGCACGGAAACGAAAGAAAUGGCUAGAAGGUUUCCUUGGAGUUUGCUUGGUUCGUUAGCUGUCGGUGUUUCCCUCGGAUAUCAAAUACCUAAAUUGUUGAACAAACCCAAACGUCAUCUUUGUAACUUCAAAGUGGAAGCAAAAACAAGUGAUGAAAAUAAUUCGUCAAAUUCAGGAUCACCUCCCCGUUCAGCGACAUUCAAUUUCAUUGCGGAUGCUGUAGAAAAAGCUGCACCUGCAGUUGUGUACAUAGAAAUCACGGGACGACACGCGGGAUUCGGGUUUAGGGGUCAUGUUGGUCCUACUAGUACGGGUUCGGGAUUUAUAGUGACUGAGGAUGGCAUGGUGCUUACAAAUGCUCAUGUUGUGGAAAAUGCUGUUCAUGUAAAUGUUAAGUUAAGAGACGGUAGAUCUUUUAGUGGGACUGUUGUUGAUACUGACUUGGAAAAUGACCUGGCAGCUGUGAAACUGGUUUCACAAAAGGAUCUUAAGUUUCCAACUCUAACCCUUGGUUCAUCAUCUUCAAUAAGACCUGGAGAAUGGGUUGUGGCAAUGGGCAGCCCUCUCCAGCUGAGUAAUACAAUAACAGCAGGAAUUGUCAGUACUGUGCAUCGAGCUGGGGGAGAGAUUGGACUACCAAACAGAGAGAUGGAAUAUAUCCAGACAGAUGCAGCCAUAAAUGUGGGAAACUCUGGAGGACCUUUGGUUAAUCUGGAUGGCCAUGUUAUUGGCAUCAAUGCCAUAACUGUGAGAUUUGCUGCUGGAAUUUCGUUCUCCAUCCCAAUUGAUACUGCUAAAGACUUUCUGUCCCAAGCUAUAGAGAGAGUAAAGAGUGGUAAAUACGCAAGCAGCAGCAGUAAAACUUCAAGGAGAACACUAGGUCCAAACCAGCGCUGGUAUAUUGGAGUCAGUAUGUUGACAUUGACUCCACAGAUUCUAGAAGAACUGUGGAGGAGGGACCAAAGUUUCAACAAAGUUGAAUCUGGAGUGUUUGUCCCACAAGUGAAUUAUGGAUCCCCAGCACAUAAGGCUGGUUUGCAACCUGGUGACAUCAUAACCAAAAUGAAUGGCAAGAACAUAGUAUCAAACAAAGAAGUGUACCGGCACGUACACAAAGGAGAAACUCUUAAUGUAGAGGUUAAGAGAGGUGACCAGUAUCUCAAAUUCACCAUCCAACCUGAAGUUGUGGGAUAACGGUGUCAUAACCAAAAUAGUGAUUUUUAUGCUCUUGUGCACUGCAAGGGUGAGACAGGCUUGUUCAAAACAAUUGUAGCACAUGCAAAACACACUUUCCUCCCUCUUAAAAAAUCCACUCAUGUACUUGUUUGAGGGCAAGACAACAACAUUUCAGAUUAGAACAGAAUGUACAUGUACUUGGGGAUUACAAGUAGAAUUUAAAUUCUACCAUUUGAACUUAUUUCUUGCAAUAAACACUAACCCCUGCACCACCCCCUCCCUCCUCUAAGAUGGUAAUCCAACAAGUACAUUGUAUGUUUUUAGCAGCACUUUGUUAUGUUUUAUUGUAUAUUAGAUAUAUUCUUGAAAGGAAACAAGCAUUAAACUGAUUUAACUUUAAGGUUAUGGACAUAAACUAUCCCUGAUAUCUACUAUAUGUGCACUGGUUUCUGAAUCGAAAAAAUCUGCCUUCAAAGAUUAGUGAAAACAAAUACAGUCCCUGGCGGUUUGUUGGCACUGUUUUAAAUUGUUCAAAUUUGCCGCUUUCGUUGUGUCACACAUUAUGACAAGGCUGGGAGUAUUGUAAGACAAGUUGACUGGUUAUGAUAAUGACAUGUAUAUUGUCCUUGUCCAAGUCAUGGUUUGUGAUUUGUGUCAUAAGUCUACCUCUCUACCUCUCUACUCCCCUUGCCACCUACCACCCAUCAAAUUAUACCAGUCAGAGGAAUUACAUGACCACCCACAAAAUAUCUUAUGUAGCUACAGUUUCUCCACUCUUUCUACCAGUGCUUCUUGUCGCUUUUGACUUAUUUAAUAUUUCUAACAAGAAAUGAGACAAGAUCUAGAGACUUGCUUAGUUCCCAGUGAAUAUUUUUAUUACAAAUAUCUCUUACUGAUACAUCUCCUUAAUAUAGCAUGACUUUGUUUCUUUUCAACACGAUAAUAGAUUUAACUAGUAAUCUCUUUGAUACAAAUGAAGCAAUCCAUCCUUUGUGAUGGCAAACAAAUGUAAUAAAAAUAUGCCUAAAAUUCA
Orbicella faveolata is the source of this 2837-nucleotide messenger RNA. RefSeq names its product serine protease HTRA2, mitochondrial-like. The record is from RefSeq and is a predicted model, not a curated record. Lineage: Eukaryota; Metazoa; Cnidaria; Anthozoa; Scleractinia; Merulinidae. Gene Ontology annotation, molecular function: serine-type endopeptidase activity; protein binding. Gene Ontology annotation, biological process: programmed cell death; positive regulation of apoptotic process; proteolysis.